Andrographis paniculata is the source of this 1873-nucleotide messenger RNA. RefSeq lists its product as uncharacterized. NCBI's taxonomy places the organism in Eukaryota, Viridiplantae, Streptophyta, Magnoliopsida, Lamiales, Acanthaceae. Gene Ontology annotation, cellular component: preribosome, small subunit precursor; preribosome, large subunit precursor; nucleus. Gene Ontology annotation, biological process: rRNA processing. The coding region runs from base 44 to 1585 and encodes 513 amino acids. The record is from RefSeq and is a predicted model, not a curated record. The transcript has a single exon.
CCUAAUUAAUUCGAGAAAUCCAAAUCCAGAAUUCCUCCGAUCGAUGAAGAAGCGGCGGCGAGAGCCCAACCCCCUUCUCCCGGCGCUCGCAUCCGCCACCGGACCGGCGCUGAUCAAGUAUCUCGCCUCCUGCAGCACGUCGGUCCGUUCCCAAUCGCUCCGCCUCAUCCACUCGUGGCUCGCCUCCCACUCCCAGUCUCUCUCCGAAUGGGACAUCAAACGCCUCUGGAAAGGCAUCUUCUACUCCCUCUGGCACGCCGACAAGGCCUCCAAUCAGGCCGCGCUCAUCGAUCGGUUAGCCUCUCUCUUCCUCUCGCUCCAUCCGCCCAUCAGUUUGGAGUUUUUCCGAGGAUUUCUGCAGACUCUCCGCCGCGAGUGGCCGGGGAUCGACAGAUUGAGAUUGGACAAGUUCUACCUACUGAUUCGCCGCUUCGUGAAGGCGUUAUUUGAGCUGAUGAGGAUGAGAAAUUGGGAUGUAGAUGUAUUGACGGAGUAUUUUAGGGUUUUGCAGAGCGAUGCUUUAAUGGCGGACGACAAAACGGCUCUGCAGGGGAGCGGUGUGAAUUACCACGUGGUUUCUGUGUUUCUGGAGGAAUUGAAGGCCGUCGGCGGUUUUCCGGCGAGGAUCGAGGUUGUGGACGCGGUUUUGCGGCCAUUUUUGGAGGUUCUGAUGAGAUGUGAGGAUAAGAUAUUGUUGGGGAAGGUGAAGACCUGUUUGUUCGAUGAGUUUUUGAGGAUGGGAAAGGAUUUGCUGUCGAAGAAGAAGAUGGGAAUGGAAUUCGAUGAGAAGGAUGGGGAUACAUUGUUGGGUGUAGUUGCUUUGAGAAUGGGGUUUUCGGGGAGGCUUUACGUCCUCGGAUCAUCGCCAGAUUGCGUUCCCGGCAAUCGGAAGGUUGUGUUGGGGUUACACAGCGAGUUUCUCAAGUUGGAAAACGAUCUAGUGUCGUCUGGAGUUGAAAUUGUCGAGCCGGAUUAUCGUUACGAUGUUGAGAUGCCUCCAUUGAUUGCCCCGAUGAAUUUUGAUCGAAUCACCGAUAAGCAGAGGAGGAAGAAGAAGAUGAAGCCGAAGAAGAAGAGUGAUGACGAUGAUUCGGAUAGGGUUAAUGGCGAUGGCAAUGUGCGAUUGAUUAGUAGUUUUGAAGAUGAAAUCGAUGGAGAAGCUGCGUUGUCUUUGAAUCAAGAUGUUAUAUCUAAUCUUCGGGAGCAUUUCGAUAAGUUUGGCGCCGAAAUAGGUACGGAAACGGAUGAAGACUCGGAUUCAGACUCCGACUCAUUCGAAAGUUCUUUAAAAAAUAGUAAGCAGAAAAGGAUGGAUAGUGAUCAUUGUUGUCCGAACGAAAAUGGGAUGACAACGAGCUCGGACAAGAGUGUGAAGAGGGUCCGGUUUUCGAUGAAGAGCAACUUAAUUUGGAAGCCUCAGAAUCCGUUGCCUCCGGAAAGUUUGAGAUUGCCGCCCUCGGUUAUGCCAAGAGGUAGUGCAUUGAAGAAGGGGGUUUUGCCGGGGCCUGUUGUGGAGAUUCCGGAUGUCGAGAAAAAGGUGAAGCAAAAGAAGGGGAAGAAGAAAAAGAAGAAAUUUAAAAAAUAAUCGAUGAAGUAUACACCGAAACAAUCCAUUUGCGGCGACGGUAUAUCUGCAUAUCUCUAUUUUCAUGCUUUAUCUUGAGUUUGAUUAUUCACAUGAAUUCUUUACAGCAGUUUCUCGGGUUAUUUAUAAUCAUUUGAAGUUAUAUAAUGCGUUUGGGAAAUUAUGAAGUUCGUUAUGAUGGCUUGUUGUGCUAGUGGGAAAUAUGUUUGUCAAUUGUCGAAAUUAAAAUGCCCGUUGUGUUAGGAAACUUAUUAUGCCAUAACAAAAUUUAUACCUUACCUUUGCGUU